This is a messenger RNA of Pectinophora gossypiella (pink bollworm), 4372 nucleotides long. Its product is annotated as FGFR1 oncogene partner 2 homolog. The record is from RefSeq and is a predicted model, not a curated record. Bases 139 to 768 code for a protein of 209 amino acids. The transcript is spliced from 5 exons. Lineage: Eukaryota; Metazoa; Arthropoda; Insecta; Lepidoptera; Gelechiidae.
GCUGCCGAACCUCUAAUCACGAAACAGCUGAUGUGCGUCGUUUAGUUUUUCAAUGAAAAUUCGUGUUAUUUCUAUUUUAUUGUGCAAAUCUACUUAGAUGAUACGUUAUUCGCUUUACUACUCUGUGUGGAUAUCAGGAUGUCACUGACCAUACAGCAAAUCAUUUUGGAUGCAAAAAGACUCGCAGGCCGUCUCAAAGAGCGAGAGACAGAGGCUGAUGCCCUGCUAACCGAGACGCAGACGGCUUACAGGCAAAUUCAAACCAUGAAACAGUACAAAGAAGAAGUGGAUACAUUGAAUGAGGCUUCCCGGGAGCGGCCACGAGGGGCACUGAUUGCAAGCAUUGAACGGGAGUCUCGGUUGAUGCGAGAUGUUCAGAGAGAGAAUGGAGAACUGAGGGCUGCUCUUGAGGACCACAGACGAGCACUAGAACUCAUCAUGUCCAAAUACCGACAACAUACAGAAAAGAGAAUAUGGGAAUCCAGGAUAGAUUUCACCAAUGCUAUCAAUGAAAAGCAGCAAGAGCUAAUUCGCCAGCAAGCAGAGAGGAUCAAUGAGAUGACCAGUGUCAUGUACAAAGCCAUUAAUAUGGAUGCAAAUGGAGAGUCGAGGAAAGAAGAGGAGCUGUACCAGAGGCUCAUAACUGAGAACAAGGGGCUCAGAGAGAUGCUGGAUCUGUCGAGGCGGUAUGGGUCGGACCGGCCAAUCAUGCCGCCCACUCAAGACAAGGAUGUACAGACGGACGGACCGCCGCUGCCGAGCGCGUGACGGCCCGCGCCGCAGCCCUGCCGCCUCUAACGCGCCUGCGCCGUCUCGACAGCGCACGUAACGCGCCGCCUCACAUACAUAGGUACACACUCGACUACUCUGCUCCACACAUUUGAAGUCUUCAUACCGAGCAACUCGAAACAAUCUACUCAUCCUCGAAAGAAAAUCUACCUCACGUCGAAAACCCGUGGGACAUUAGCGAUAAUUACUAAUUACAUGUCGUGUUUGUAAAGCGACGCUGGUCGUUGCGAUAUAUAUCUUCUUAUAUAAAUUUUUCACAAAUUUAUAGAAUUCGGUAUUCGAGUUGCUCCUCUGCUGUAAGCGAAGAGAUUUUACAUUGCACUUGACAUGACUGAAACUGGAUGCUGGAAGACAUCAGAUGUGCCGGCGAGAAGUUCUGGUUUCACUGAUGCUGUCACCGUUCCACUUUGUAACUUAUACUUGCAUAUUUUGGAUAUUAGGUCUUUUGACAGUAUGUGUCCUUCGUUUACAUGUUUAAAUGAAUUACAAAUACAGCGAAUAUAACUACAGAUAGCUCUAAAGCAAUUUGUUUCCCUUUUGGUUGUAUUUGAUGUUGAAUAUUAUAAAAUUGAAUAAUUAUGAAUAUAAACUAUGUUUCAAGUUAGUGCUCAUGUUAUACCUUGUAAUAGUAGAAUAUUGUCGAACUCAUGCUCCUUCAUCCAGUCUAGACAUAAAUGAUGGAAGCUGUGAUCUAGAAAUUUAUGGUUAAUUGUAAUACCAACAACAAUUUCCUUUUCUAUUUAGAAAAUAUUAAGUUUAUUUUUACUCACAAUAAGAUUACCUUUUUGUUAAUAAAACCCAAUUUGAUUGUAUUUUUUAAUUUAUAUUACUUAUUAAUCAAAAUCAAUUAGUUUAAUGUUUAAAAUUUUAAUACUCGAUAUUAUACCCUAUUUGUUAUAAUUCCUAGUGGUAGUACAUUUCAUCCUCUCUUUACUAUUUCCAUUAGAUUAACUACUCAUGAUUAUGAAGCACAGUACAUUCUGGGACCCAUUACUUAAAUAUAUUGUAUAGCAUACAAUACAUACAUAUUGAUACAUUAAUUACACAAUCACACGAAGUGCUAGUCAAUUCACAUUAACAGGUCAUGCUUGUUUCAUAAUCUUUUCUGUAUUAGUUAUAUUUGUCCUGUUGUUGAACUGUAGUAUAUAGAACUCACUGUAUGCAAUGUGAGACUAUGCGCUAGUGUAUUGGUGGAAUCUUGAGAGAAAGUAUAUUCUAUAAUGGCAUGAUAUAUUGACAUGACAGUAUUAAUUAAUAAAAAUAAAACCCGAUCGCAGUAAUCAUGUUUAUACUCCGCUUUCUAUCCAACUUGUCUUAUUUAUAGAAUAUACUAAUCUCUUUCCAAUAUAAAUUAAAAUAUGCAAUAUUUUUUCAUGCGAUUUGGAGAAAUCGGCUUUGAAUGUUAGAGGCAUUACAGUAGGAUAAUAAAUCGUAGCAUAUUCUGGUAGAGAACUCUUGUCUUUGAGCCAGGGGUAUGUGAGCAAUAAUGCUACUGUUUGCCAUCGAAACGAUUUGGAUAAUAAAAAUUUGUAAUAAUGUAAACAUAGCUGUAAAAUAUAGCCGUCCUCGUUUAGGCUCUGGCGUUGUCUUCACUGUUAAUGUAAUACUGAUAGCUGCGAAAUUGUUGGAAGUAUCAGUUUUAUGGUGAGAAAGAUGUUGCGAUCUACUGAACUGCAGUGCGCUGUGCAGAACCAGUGUCGGUUGGGUGACCCUUGCACGUCAUUUGCUGUAAUGCUGUUAUAUGAUCUGACAUAAGAGCUGGGCUCGAAAUUCUUAGUAUAGCUAGAACGAAAAUAGCUGUUUAUGCUACUUCAGGGUAACUGCAGUUAGUUUUACUCAAUAUUUUAUUACUGUAGACAAUUAUUAAUUCCCAAUGAAAAUUAACAAUGUUAGAAUGUAAAGUUUAGUUUAUAAUUGCUUUAUUAUAGUUAUAAAAUUAGUUUUCUUAGGAAAAUUUUAAUGAGUUAUUGUGUCCACUAUAGAUAUAUCGUUUCAAGUAUUUUCAAUUUAAUACAAGCACUGGCACAAACAAAGUAGUUAGGGCAAUGCGGAUCCCAAGUUGAUCAUUUUUAUAAAACAAUUAUUUAAUAUACUUCAUUAAUCACAGUAUAAAUAAUGGUGCUAAUUCCUGUAAACAGCAUCUAAUUUUAUUUUAAGUUAUAUCUGUCAUUUUCUUAUCCGCCGAAAAGGAAUGGGACAGGUAAUCGACAAGCAUAAAAUUUAUGGAACACACGUCAAUUUUAAGCACAAAUGGAACACAACCCUAUAAAAAUUUUGUGUUGGCACAUAACCCGACAGAAUUAAGUUGACAGCACACGUCAAAUGGUUUGCAUACCAGCAAGAUACCUUUUUGAUUCGCCCGGGUUAUUCAUUCAUUUACUCAUUCUUCCUAAAAUUAAGAGCUGUCAAUCAUCCGUCCCUUUCCUUUUCGGCGGAUAAGAAAAUGACUAAAGUAAAAUUAGGAGGUGUCUGCAGGAAUUAUUUACAAUGAUUAUUGUGUCAUUUGAGAACUGUUAUCAGUUCAUCAGCACUAUUUUAUUUAAACAUGGUUUGAAUUUGGUUGACAAAUACAAAGCACAGAUCGCCUUCAUUCAUAUCGUAGUGUACUUCUAGUAAUGUGACAAGUAGCAGUCAUUAAAUCGAUUGUGAACCAGGUUUACUUUAUCAAGAUAAAAUUGUUGGAAGAAUAUUUUUUACAAUGAUGUUGGCCACUGAGAUGGUUUAUCUGACAAUUGAUUUUCCCAAAUCACUUAGCAAUGAAAGUAGUGGGGUUGAUGAGUUUGGUAAUCCACCUCACAAUCCACACGAUAAGAGAAGAAUGAAAGUAAUUUGCCAAUCAAGAAAAAUUAGUUGUCAUAUUGACCUCAAAGAGGGUAUGGUUUAUGGUAGUCGACUUUUUGGAAAAUAUGGGUCUUCUUACGCUCCCAAAAUUAAUAAUAAUUAUUGAUACAUAUUGUGAAAAUGUAAAACGUAAUUUACCUCAAUGUAUGCUUAUAAGAGGUCUUAAAUACUUCUAAAUUAAACAUGUAGUACUCGAGAAAUAAACCUUGAAAUUGCUACUCAGCUUAGCAUUUAAAAUUAUAUUAUUAUUGAGUUACAUAUCUACAAGUUUUGUUGACAUGUAAUGCAUCACUUCUACGUGAAGAUAUGCAUUGAAAGCACGACAUCCAAAUGUAGAUACAUCCAGAUAUGUGAAGCUCUGCAUGUUUGCCAAACUUGUGUAUACGCGACUUUAUAGAUACAUUCUGACAAAUAUGUUUAAAAAUGUAUUUUUAAAAUACAGGUUAAAUCUUUUUAACUAUGUUUAGAUAAAAAUUUAGUGAUUUGGAACUUUAUUUUAUUAAAAUAUAUGAUAUAAUUAGAUGAUUUUGGGUUUAAAUUCCAGAAAGAAUUUUAGUUUCUUAUUUGGUAUGGUAGGCAGGUUUGCCAAUGGAAGGAAAACUAGCAUCUUAUACCUUAUGUAGAUAUAUUGAAAGCAAUGAUAGUUGAUAAUAGUCUUUUCUGCUGUAGAACAACACAUGUAGAGCAAAAAUAAUAAAUGUAUCUGUAAAACGUAAUUGAUAAAUAUAAACAUUAUAAAAUA